Molecule: messenger RNA, 2219 nt
Organism: Schizophyllum commune H4-8
Lineage: Eukaryota; Fungi; Basidiomycota; Agaricomycetes; Agaricales; Schizophyllaceae
Product: glycoside hydrolase
Exons: 16
Coding region: 159-1949 (596 amino acids)
Biological process (GO): carbohydrate metabolic process
Molecular function (GO): beta-glucosidase activity
Source: RefSeq, a predicted model, not a curated record
CGGCGGCCCCAAGCCCGCGCCAUGGGACGGGCUCGAUCUCGUGGACCGUAUGGUACCCGAUCAGCCGACGACUGGUAAGGGGUGGGCUAUAAGAGCAUGGUGGUGGUGUAGUCUCCGAGUGCGGCUUUCCCUCCCUCGCACUGCGCGUUCUCGUCACCAUGCGCGCCUUGCAAUGCAUUGGAGUCAGCGUCCUUUUUUACGCAUCGUGUGCACGAGCGGCUGCCAGCAGCUCUUCUAAUGCCUCAUUCUCGGCGACAUCGGUCCUGACCCCAACCGCGACGACGUCUGUGAGCGACGCCCCGCCAGCGGCGACAACGACUUCGAACGCUUCUCUGCCUCUUGUCGGGUCCAUUAGUCCAGAUUUCUCUGACAUAGGGCUUGAACUACUGUGGGGUCUGGUGCUCGGUGCUCCCAAGGAGCCUCCCUUCACGACUACAGCGACGCCGACAACCACCGCUCUCCCUUCGCCACCGCCUCCGCUCUAUCCGGCCUUCUACGCACCGGCGCCAAAGGACAUUCUGCCCGAUCUCAAGUUCCCCAGUGGCUUCAAGUUCGGCGUCGCGAGCGCGUCGUACCAGGUCGAGGGCGCGACGAAGAAGGAAGGCAAGGGGCCUACGAUGUGGGAUUUCAUCUCACACGUACCGUCUGUGAUCGCCGACGGGACGAAUGGUGAUAUCGUCGACUUGCACUACUACCUGUACAAAGAGGACGUCGCGCGAGUUGCCGCCCUCGGACUCAAUAUGAACUCCUUCUCGCUUUCUUGGGCGAGAAUCUUCCCAUUCGGAGCGGCGGACUCGAAGGUUAACCAAGAAGGCCUGGAUCACUAUUCCGAUGUCAUCGACACGCAUCUGGAAUACGGUGUCGAACCGGUCAUUACAUUGUUUCACUGGGACCUACCACUGGCUUUGCAACUCUACUAUGGAGGGUUUGCUUCGCCCAAGAUUGUGGAUGACUUCGUGAAUUACGCCAAGACCGUCUUCCAAGCCUACGGUGACCGCGUCAAGACCUGGGUCACCUUCAAUGAGCCUCUGGAGUACUGCAAUCAGAUUGCCGCUUUCAGCAUAUUCACUCCCGGCGUUAACAUCUCAACCGCGCCUUACCAUUGCGCCUACAACUUGCUCAAAGCGCAUGCUGGCGCCGUCAAAGCCUUCCGGGGGAUGAACAUCACGGGCGAGAUCGGCUUGAAAAACGACGAUUUCAUCGGCACCCCCUGGCGCGCCAACAACACCGAAGACAUUGAGGCUGUCGAGCGCCAUGCGGCCUUCCAGAUCGGCCUGUAUUCCGACCCGAUCUACACCACGGGCGACUGGCCGCAGACUGUGAAGGAUACGCUGUCAGAGGAGUACCUCCCGCGGUUCACGGAGGAGGAGAAGGCGGAUUUGCUUGGCUCUGCCGACUUCUACGCCAUCGACUCAUACCGCUCGAGCUAUGUUCGCGCCCCGGAGGGAGGGCUCGAUGCAUGCGUGAACAACCCCUCCGAUCCCAACUGGCCGCAGUGUAACGAGGCGGUCUUGUACGAUGGUGACGAGGGCUGGUUGGAGGGACCUGCCGCGGACCCGCGCACGGACUGGCUGGCAUCGACGCCGCAGGGCGUGCGCGGGCUUCUCAAUGAGUUGCAGAAGAGGUGGCCGAGUCCGAAGAUUUAUGUCUCCGAGUUCGGUUUUGCGGAGCCGCUUGAGGAUGAGCGCAAGACGUUGGCAGAGAUCAAGGAGGAUGUUGGGCGGACGAACUACUACAUGACCUACCUCGGCGAGAUCCUGCAGGCGAUCCACGAGGACGGACUGCCCAUCGGAGGCAUCUUCGCCUGGGCGAUGAUUGACAACGCCGAAUGGGCGAGCGGCCUCGCCGUCAAGUUUGGCAUCCAGCACGUGAACUACACGACGCUCGAGCGGACCUACAAGCGUUCUGCGUUCGCAUUGUCCGAGUUCUGGGACGCGCACAAGGCCUGAGGUGGAUGAAAGCUGCGCACCAAAAGACACUUCCAUUCCUUUCGACUUUCAAGCUCUCCAUAAUCCCCCGUUAUACCCAUGUUGUACAGCAUAAAAUACAUGACCUGCUUCGAGUUCAUUGGCCUCCACCUUCUAUGAUUCCCGAUUUAGAAGGCUUGCGCUACAUAGGCGACAGGAUAGUUGCCCAUUGCGUUUUCCUUCUGAGCGAAGGGGUACACAACACGCUGCCCUCCACCCGACCCGCCUUUGUUGUGCGACGACGAAGGUGCU